Molecule: messenger RNA, 1282 nt
Organism: Gastrolobium bilobum
Lineage: Eukaryota; Viridiplantae; Streptophyta; Magnoliopsida; Fabales; Fabaceae
Product: putative HVA22-like protein g
Exons: 7
Coding region: 133-1011 (292 amino acids)
Source: RefSeq, a predicted model, not a curated record
GAAGGUAGCGUCGAUGGUGCGUGCCAUGGGAGAGAAGAGGAAGAAAAAUAAGAGAAAGGACAUGAAAGACUCAGAGGAAAGAGAAAAAAUUGAAGGAAGAUAAGGAACUCAAAGUGGAGGACAAUAAGAAAGAUGAAAGCCGCAGAGGAAUACAAAAUGAUAGGAUCCUUUCUUACCAGGGGACUUGUGAUGGUUUUUGGUUAUGCCUACCCAGCCUAUGAAUGCUAUAAAACAGUUGAAAAGAAUAAGCCAGAAAUUGAACAACUUCGCUUUUGGUGCCAGUAUUGGAUUUUGGUGGCUCUUUUGACCGUAUGUGAGCGAAUUGGUGAUGCUUUUAUAUCAUGGGUCCCAAUGUAUAGUGAAGCUAAGUUGGCAUUUUUUAUAUAUCUGUGGUACCCGAAAACAAAGGGAACAACAUAUGUGUAUGAUUCCUUCUUUAAACCGUAUGUUGCGAAACACGAGACAGAAAUUGAUCGCAACUUGUUGGAACUGAAGACAAGGGCAGGAGAUAUUGUAGUUGUGUAUUGGCAAAGAGCUGCUAGUUAUGGCCAGACUAGAAUAUUUGACAUUUUGCAGUAUGUUGCUGCACAAUCAACUCCAUCGCCUCGCCCUGCUCAGCAACGACCGACUGUGAGGUCCCAACAACCUGCAUCUGGUAAUCGCCAACCAGCUGCUGCAACAGAACCACAAGCUCCUCUUUCUCCUACUUCUAGCUCAUCUUCAAGUCAGCACCAGAAGGAAGUUGCAGAGGAGUUGGGUUCUUCCCAAGAGCCUAAAGCAGCCUCCUCUGUAGCGGAUUCAAGUGGUACCCAGAAGUCUAAUCCUACACCUGAAUCGACCAACCAAUCUCAACCUGCAGAGGCAGAGCCAAUGCACAUUGAAGCAGCACCACCUUCAUCAUCUUCUGCAAAUGAAAAUGUGAACCCUCCCUCUGAAGAGACAAUAAUGGAAGAAAGCAUUAGGGUUACCCGAGGCAGACUAAGAAAAACUCGAUCCGAAGGAAUCCGUUAGAGUAUCAAUAUUUUCAUUUUUUUAGCCUUAAAAAUAGGGGUAGGUGGACAAUGAUGGGUGUUGAAUUGAUGUAAAACAUUAUGUAAAUCUGUUGCCUCAGUUUUCAUUCCAUUUGUUGCUUUGUGCCUUUAUUUUGGAUUUUGUUUUGGCGUGGAAGGGAUGGUAAGCUGGCCUUAACGUUCCCUUAGUGUGGAAAAAUGUUUUACACGAAUUACAGAACUACAUCAACGUGUCACUGUAGUCUAUAACUAUAAUUUGAGAAUUAUUUCCC